Penicillium malachiteum is the source of this 1509-nucleotide messenger RNA. RefSeq names its product phosphatidate cytidylyltransferase. Gene Ontology annotation, biological process: cardiolipin biosynthetic process; CDP-diacylglycerol biosynthetic process. The record is from RefSeq and is a predicted model, not a curated record. NCBI's taxonomy places the organism in Eukaryota, Fungi, Ascomycota, Eurotiomycetes, Eurotiales, Aspergillaceae. Gene Ontology annotation, molecular function: phosphatidate cytidylyltransferase activity. The transcript has a single exon. The coding region runs from base 1 to 1509 and encodes 502 amino acids. Gene Ontology annotation, cellular component: mitochondrion.
AUGUUGCCCUCUCGGAAUGGCGGCCCUUACUCUCUCUGGCGUCUCCAAACUCGCUGCUCAUCUCUUCCGAGAUUGCCCGCUUCGACUCGUUAUUUCGCAAUUGAUUCCCGGUCGACCUCAGACUCUCCUUUACUACUAUCGGCGAACUCGAAUCUUGCGAAAUCCCCAUUUUUAUACAAUGUCUCUUCACUGUCAUCAUCAAAAGCCUCAUUAUCAACAUCUUCUUCGCUAUCGGAUGCGGAUUGGGAUCAAAACCCUAACUUGCAGAUCUCGAACUUCUCCGAGCUCCCAUCCAAGGAUUUUGGAGUCAAUCAACACAUGAUCAUCAAUCAGGAAUUCAAGGAGGCCUUGCGACAAAUUCUGUGGCAGUUCCGAGCACCCAUUAGAUAUGCAUUUGCCUACGGAUCGGGCGUGUUUUCCCAGAAUGGCAGCGCAGCUUCCUCAUCCCCAACCCAUCCCUCAGCGCCGGCCGCCAUCAAGAACAUGCAACAGGGAUCUGGAAAGAUGAUUGAUUUCAUUUUUGGUGUCUCCUACAGUCAGCACUGGCACGACCUGAACCUCACUCAGCAUCGUGACCAUUACUCUGGCCUCGGCUCGCUCGGUUCAUACGCUGUUUCGCAAGUCCAGGACCGCUUUGGAGCCGGUGUUUAUUUCAAUACUCAUAUCACAGUAAACGGCACACUGAUUAAAUAUGGUGUCGUAAACUUGGACACUCUAUGUCAAGACCUUACCCAGUGGAACACCCUGUAUCUCGCAGGUCGCUUGCACAAGCCCGUCAAGAUUCUUCGCGAUCACCCCAAGGUGCGAUUGGCAAACCAAAUGAAUCUCCUCUCGGCAUUGCGUGUGGCUCUGCUGCUUCUUCCGGAGCGGUUCAGUGAAUUCGAACUUUACAGCACCAUUGCUGGCAUCAGUUACAUGGGUGACUUGCGUAUGGUCCUCCCAGCUGAGGACCCUGGCAAGGUGCGCAAUAUCGUUUCCGGGCAGAUGACGCACUUCCGGCGCUUGUAUGCACCACUCAUCAACAACUUGCCGAAUGUCAUGUUCCAGGAUCCGCGUUGCAGCCAAGCUGAUUGGAUCGAUGAUCCUGAUGCUAUUCUCGGUAUGGCACAAGAUAUGGACCCCAUUAAGCGUGGAAACAUGGUGCGACGUCUGCCAGAGUCAUUCCGCGAGAAGUUGUACUUCCAGUACCAGGGUCGAUAUGCGAUCCCUCGGGUCGAGUUUGACAAAAUGAUGGAAGAGAACAAUGAAACAAAGCAAGAAGUCGUUCGACGUCCUCAGGGAGGUCCUUUCGAACGUCGUAUUGCCGGUGAUGAUAAGUUGCAAGAAGAAGUCUCAACCUCAAUCAUGAAGACAAUUCGCUGGCCUAGCACCAUUCAGACUAUCAAGGGACCCUUGACUGCAGGCCUCAGCAAGAGCUGGACUUACAUCAAGGAGAAGCGGGAGAAGCACAGGAAGUCACAAGCCGUGGCUGCUGCAUCAGCUGCCAAGUCUGACACAAAAAAGGAGUAA